ACUAUCCCGCCAAAACGUAGCGUUGGUGCACUUUUUCAUUGUAAACCUAAAUCCCGUUCAUGCAAGGCUAAGUGGAGACGGCCAGAGCGGAAGCUGCAGCAUAUACAAACAGAGACCAUCUUCUUUUAUAAAACUCAGGAUUUGUUUACAUCAUCGCUGACCGUCACUUGACCUAUCAGGUGCUAAUAGCUUCUCGUUGUAAUGGCUGGCUGGCAAAUGCAGGCACAACUUACAGAAAUGCUCUUAGAUAGUAUAACGUCAAAUAGAAGGCGAUCCGCUAACCAUAGGCAGGCACUUAGAGAUAUAAUUAUGGAACAACAUUCUCCUGCUCCAUAUCGCCCGGCUCUUACUGAAAUAUCGACCUCCAGACAUCAUGUAGUAACGCAUAGACCAUCGAAUUGGCAUAAUAUUAUUCUUGAUACCGAAAGAGCUAGCACAGUGUUAGCUGCGGAUGAGGAUAUUAUCCAACAGAGAACUCUGCUUGAUCGUUCAUUAAAUUCGUCUAUAGACGAACGAGCUGAUGAGGCUUACGUAGCGGGAUCGACUCAAACAUCUAGACCAAGUACGCCAAUCGUAGAGGAAGCAAACACUAGUUUUGAACAACUUGAAGUAAACAAUAACUCACCAUCGACAGCAAAAAGUAAAAAGAAGAAGCGACGGAGCUCUCUUUUGCGUCUAACGAAAUCACCGUCACUACCAGUCAGAUCACCCAAAACAGCCGCUAAAGUUUCUAAGAGAAACGACAGAAUUAGUUUCGUUUUUUGCGAGGAUUAUGAAAUACGUUGUUGCGAUGGAUUAGGAUGCUUUACGGAUGAGCCACCUUUCGAGCAUUUACCUGCUCCGUGGUGUCCUGAUAGAGUACAUCCUCAAUUUUUACUAUAUACCAGAAGAAAUCCAGAUUCGGCUCAAGCAAUCGAAAGAGAUUAUAUUCCUCCAAUUUUCGAUGGUAAACGGGAAAAAACCGUUUUUAUCGUUCAUGGUUAUCUCAGUUCGGAGCAUAAUAGUUGGGUAAAGCCACUAAUAGACGGAUUUUUAAGUAAAGGGGAUUUUAACGUUAUAUUUGUUGACUGGUCCUCGGGUUCAAUUGAUCCAGGAAUAGAUUAUCCUUUGGCUGCUUCAAACACAAGAGUAACUGGGGCCGAGAUAGCUUUAAUAGCCAAGAAAUUGCAGGAUGAGAGAGACGUUGAUCCGGAUUCGUGUUAUUGUGUCGGUCACAGCUUGGGAGCUCACGCUUGCGGAUUUGCGGGUAAAAGGUCUGAGUUUGGUAGAAUUACUGGUUUAGAUCCUGCGGGGCCAUGGUGGAUCGAUAAUGAGCCUGAAGCUAGAUUGGAUAAAGGCGACGCUACUCUAGUCGAUUGUAUUCACACACAUGGGGAUGGAGGACCAAUUAUUGAUCUGGGCAUUGGAAAAGCUAUUGGCCAUAUUGACUUUUUUCCCAACUUGGCUUCAAUGCAACCAGGUUGUUUGACUAAAAAACAAGAUAUUCAAGACGCUAUCACCUGCUCGCACCACAGAGCCAUAUGGUAUUACAAAGAAUCUUUGACGAGCGAUUGUAAAUUCACAGCAGUGCCUUGCAAGAGUAAGGAGGAUCAGCAAGAGGGACUGUGUCGGCAUUGUCAAGAUCCAGAUUGUAAUUAUAUGGGUUUUAGAACUGAAGAAUACGCUAAUCGAACCGACGUUGGAUACAAUGGAAUCCCCAAAACAGGCUUUGUAAACAACGUCCUUAACGCCUAUUUCACAGAAUACUUUCCCAGAGCAGCUGAAAUCGGCGAGGAAUUACGACGGGGUGGUUAUUUAGAGACGUUUACCUAUACUACACAUCCUUGGCUUGUUAGCAUGUAUGUAGAUUGUCCCCCAAAUUUGGUCCUAUCCGGAAUUCAAUUGAAGUGUCCAAACGCUACCGAGAUCGAAAGGUUUAAGUGGGCCGUUGGGAACGGAACGAUAAACUGGCAUGCUGUGCCGAUGAAUUUCCAAGUCGAAAACGUCGGCCCUGAAUUAUUUAAGUUCGGUCUGAAAUUGAGUCAAGAUCUUGACAAAAGAUUCGGCAUUCGCAGGAAAGGAAGAGUAAUGAGUCAGAGAGACGUCCCUGGCUUAACGCAAGCUGCAAUUCCAAUUUUAAGCAGUUUCGGAGUGAAAGGAUUGUCGGUUGGUGUUAAUCCUAUGACACCUCCUCCAGACGUUCCUCAAAUUUUUAAUUGGAAGUUUAAUAAUCAUUCAGUAAUUGCAACUUGGCAUAAAGGCGGCUAUCCUAAUAACCCAGGACCUAAUCCAGCAAAUCCCGGAGGCUUAUCUAGAGAAGAUUGCGUAGUCAUACCAAACUUUCCAGAGGCGUUGUGUUUUGCUUUCAGAACUGACAACAGCGGACCACCGAUAAAUAUAAUAGAAAUAUUGAACUACUAUGAAAUAUUACGCGUUCAAUUUCCGUCUGCUAACUUAAAAGCGUCAACAUUUGAAGAAUAUUUCCAGCUAGUUCAGCCUAUUGCAAAUCGACUUCCUGUUGUGAAUAAGGAAAUAGGAGAUGUUUGGAUACAAGGAGUUCAAUCCGACACUCGUAAAACACAAUUAUAUCGUCAUUUAACUAGAGCAUUUGCAAAAUGCCUCUCAGCUAAAAAAUGCGACUAUACAGAUCAUAGAUUUUACAAUGCCAGUAGAUUUCUGAUAAAAUUAGGGGAACACACCUGGGGCUUAAAUUCUGUUUUUGAUACGAUCCACUGGAGAAAUGAUCAAUUUGAAGCAGUAAGAAAAGAAAAGAAAUCAUUGAUAGACGGUGAAUUGAGUUGGAUUGAACAAAAACAAUUUGUUCAAUUAACUAUCGAUGCCCUUGGUAAUCAUAGUUUAGCUGAGAAGAUUAAGAAUAAUUGGCAUGGAAUGAGCGCCAUUGUACCGGAAUUAGAAAAUUACAAGCAAAUUCCCUUGACUAAUAACGAAUUCCAUUGCAAAAACAACAUUUCCUUCAAGAUCGGCGAAGAUGGUUCUAUCUCAUCACUUAAGCGUUUUCAAAAUGAAUGGUCUAACGGUUUUGGACGUUUUUACUACGUCACCUACAAUGAAACUGACUUUAACAAUUUUGGUAAAUUGUUUAAUUACAACGGCAACAGUGCAGGUUAUUCUAAACUCAAUGUCACUAAAAAUGCUAAACCUGAAAGCAGAGUUUGGGAAGUUAGCAUGUCCGAUCUAUUUGUUAAAAGAGCUAUCGACAAAGGUAUCUAUUAUGCUGAUGAGAGAAAACAAUCAGGUCUACUUAUUCGAUCGUUGGAUGUCUCCCUAGUUUGCAUUGAAACACCUAGUCACAAGGCGUCCGUAUUUGCUGCUCCUCUAAACCCAAUUGAUGAAAAGAUAACCAAAGUUGCCUUUAAUAUCUACAAUAAUAUUUGGGAUACAAACUACAUUUUCUGGUAUCCGUAUGAAGACUCUGAUGAUGAUUUUAAAUCAAGAUAUUCUAUUGAGUUUCUACAAUGA
This is a messenger RNA of Dimorphilus gyrociliatus, 3459 nucleotides long. NCBI's taxonomy places the organism in Eukaryota, Metazoa, Annelida, Polychaeta, Dinophilidae. The record is from the annotation of a GenBank genome assembly.